Messenger RNA from Elaeis guineensis (African oil palm), 1119 nucleotides. RefSeq lists its product as uncharacterized. NCBI's taxonomy places the organism in Eukaryota, Viridiplantae, Streptophyta, Magnoliopsida, Arecales, Arecaceae. The record is from RefSeq and is a predicted model, not a curated record.
AUGGCGUGCAGCAGCUGCAAGAAUCUGGCGUCGAUGCUUCUCCUCGCCACCUUAGCAGCGUCGAUGGUGCCGGUGGAGGGGACCGGGUCGGCAGUUCCUGCAGGAAAAGACAAGGGCAAUGGCAAUGGGAAGGGGAAGGAGGCACUGGACCCGGCGUCGAUGCAUUACUUCGUGCUAGAGCCAAGUGAGGGGACAGCGCAGGAGCGCUUCUUCUGCCUGGCGAGGGGCCGGUGCCACUUUAAGUCCAUCCAGUGCCCCGCCGAGUGCCCCCAGCGCAAACCCAAGAAAAACCGCGUCGUCAAGGGCUGCUUCGCUGAUUGCAGCAGCCGCUGUGAGACCACCUGCAAGUAUAGGCUGCCAAACUGCAACGGUUACGGAUCGGUGUGCUACGACCCUCGGUUCGUCGGUGGCGAUGGCGUGCUGUUCUACUUCCACGGGGCCAAGGGAGGCGACUUCGCCCUGGUGUCCGACGACCAGCUCCAGAUCAACGCGCACUUCAUAGGGACCAGGCCGGAGGGCCGCCCACGCGACUUCACCUGGGUGCAGGCCCUGGCAGUCAUGUUCGAGUCCCACACCCUCGUCCUCGCCGCCCGGAGGGUCGCCAAAUGGGACGACGGCUUCGACGCCUUGGCGUUGCGCUGGGACGGCAAGGAGGUGGAAGUCCCCACCGACGGCGAGGCAGAGUGGCAGACACGCACCGGAGGUGGCAGCGUCGAGGGAGAAAUAGUGAGGGAGGUGGUGGUGGAGAGGACCGCCGAGACCAACAGCGUGCGGGUGACCGUGUCGGGGCUGGUGGAGAUGGACGCGAAGGUGGUGCCCAUCACGGAGCAGGAGGACCGGGCCCAUGGGUACCGCCUGCCGCCGGGCGACGCCUUCGCCCACCUGGAGACUCAGUUCAGGUUUGCCGGGCUGACGGAGCAGGUGGAGGGAGUCCUGGGCCAGACCUACCGCCCAGACUACGUGAGCCCUGUGAAGAGUGGGGUGGCCAUGCCCAUGAUGGGCGGAGAGGACAGGUACCGCACCCCUUCCUUCCUCUCCGCCCGCUGCGCCUCGUGCCGCUUCCACUACCCCUCCCGGCUCCUCCAUGAAACCGCCAGCAUCGACAUGGAGCAGUACUAG